CAAAUAGAUUCGGUCAUUGCCACAUCCAACGACAAUGCCAACAGUCCUCAUCGUCGGUGCCACCCGCGGUCUUGGCGACGCGCUCGCGUCUGCGUACUCCGAUGCAGGACACACUGUCUAUGCCACGUCGCGUUCCGACACCCCACCAACCACUGGAGCUUCGGAUGUGACAUGGAUCCCCUCAAUCGACAUCGCCUCUGAAUCUGCCGGCGAAGCGCUUGCCGCAGCGAUUCCCGUGCACGACGUGAUCGAUAUCCUCGUGGUGACUGCGGGGUACUUCGUUAGCGAGACCUUCGACGAACCCAAAUGGAGCGAGGAAGUCAAGAUGUAUACGACGUGCGCGAUCGGGCCGCUCUUCGUUGUGCAGGGACUCGUCGCCGCAGGCAAGAUCCGAACCGCGAUUGGCUCUGCAGACAAAGGAGGGAAGGUCGUCCUGGUCAGCUCCGAGUCGGGAUCGAUUGCACUGCGACACGAGAAGGAGGGCGGUGGGAAUUACGCGCACCACGCCAGCAAAUCUGCCUUGAACAUGGUGGGAAAACUCCUCAGUCUCGACUUGAAGGAUCGGGGGAUCUCCGUUGCGCUUGUUCACCCUGGGUUCAUGCGCACCGAAUUAACACGCAACGUGGGAUAUGAUCAGUACUGGGAGUCUGGCGGUGCUGUAUCGCCACAAGAGGCAGCAUCCUCACUGAUCUCCUUCAUCGACACAUUCACUAUCGAGCAAACAGGCGAGUAUUGGGCUCCCCGGGGUGCAAGGGAUAUUGGGACGGCACCCGAUGUACUUGGCCCCGAUGUCGCUGCCAAUGAGCCACUGCAGCUGCCGUGGUGAUAGCACGGAUUUGUCUUCCGCCUGCAUACAUAUCCAUUUCCCAGUGUGUACAAGUAUCUUUUUCACUUAUUUGAAAUGCAAUCCUAUAUCUAUCAACUUCAAG
Mycena citricolor is the source of this 929-nucleotide messenger RNA. NCBI's taxonomy places the organism in Eukaryota, Fungi, Basidiomycota, Agaricomycetes, Agaricales, Mycenaceae. The record is from the annotation of a GenBank genome assembly.